AUGGCCGACAAGACCAACACCAACACGUCCGCAGCCAACCAACCUAGGAUCGCCAUAGCAGGCGGCGGCCCUGGCGCUCUCACCCUCGGCGUCCUCCUUUCCCAGCGCAACAUUCCCUUCACAAUCUACGAGCUCCGGCCCCGGCCCACCGAGGCCCAGCUCGACGAGCCCUCUGGCUCCCUCGACCUGCACGAUGGGUCGGGCCUGGACGCCAUCCGCGCCUGUGGCCUCUUCGACCAGUUCCUGCCCUACACCACAGACUGCGAGGACAGCAUGGUCCUCACAGACAUGAGCGGUGCGGUUGUGCACUCUGACUCGGCCAAAUCGCAAGAGGACAAGUCGUGGCGGCCUGAGAUUGCACGCAAUAACAUCACACGCCUGCUGCUGGGGGCGCUGCCCGAGGGGUGCGUGCAGUGGGGGACCAAGGUCGUCAAGGUGGAGAACGCGCCUGUGGACGGCACGACGACAGGCGAGGAGGGUCAGGCGUGGUACGACCUCGUCAUCGGCGCCGACGGUGCGUGGUCCAAGGUGCGGCCGUUGCUCAGCCAGGCCAAGGUCGAGCUCAGCGGCGUGCAGUGGUUCCCCCUCGUGAUCCCGUCCUUCAGCAGCCGGUUCCCAGAGUGGUCCGAGUACACGGGGCGCGGCAUGUUCCUCUGCCUGGGCAACCGGCACAUGUUGUGCUCGAUGCGCGGCGUGCGCGACUGCGCGUACGUGGUGCUGUCGAUCAACGGCGCGCGGGCGGGCAACGAAGCCGCCCAGGCGCUGGGGACCAUCCCGCUGGCCGAGGCGAAGCAGCGUGUCCUCGGCGACGAGGCGCUGCUCGGGGCGCACGGCGACAAGAUCAAGGACUUUGUCGGCCUCGCCUUUGACGAGCAGAUAAAAGCACAGGGCGAGCAGGGCCGGCUGCAGGCUGCGCAGCUGGUGGCGCUGCCCCAGGACCACCGCUGGGACCACCGGCCCCACGCCACGCUGAUCGGCGACGCGGCCCACGUCAUGCUGCCGUCGGGCGAGGGCGUCAACCUGGCCAUGCUGGACGCGCUGGACGUGUCCAGGGCGGUGGGGGAGGCAUGGACGGCGGUGGGCGGCCGGAGGAAGGGGUUUCAGGCGGCGCUGAGCCCGCUGCUGAAGAAGUGUGAGGAGGGGAUGCAUGCGCGGGCGCAGAAGGAGGCGGCGGAGUCGGUGGCUAUGAAUAAUGUGAUGCUGGGGCCGGAUGGGGCGCAAGGGAUGGUUAAGUUUAUGGAGGAGAUGAUGGCUCGUAUGCAGGCGGCUGGUGCUGGUGGACCGGGGGGGAGGAAAUGAGGGGGAGGAAGGGCAUUCAUUUUUCAGCCUUUGCAAGGAAGCUUUUCCUUUGGUGUUGAUGGGGCGUUGUGUAGAAAGAACCUUUCCAUGUUGAUACUGUGAAACUUGUAGUGCCGUCAUGGCACGGCCUCGUCUAGAUAGGAUGUUCAUACUCCACUUAUGAAU
This is a messenger RNA of Cryphonectria parasitica EP155, 1464 nucleotides long. Its product is annotated as salicylate hydroxylase. NCBI's taxonomy places the organism in Eukaryota, Fungi, Ascomycota, Sordariomycetes, Diaporthales, Cryphonectriaceae. Bases 1 to 1299 code for a protein of 432 amino acids. Gene Ontology annotation, molecular function: FAD binding. The transcript has 2 exons. The record is from RefSeq and is a predicted model, not a curated record.